Molecule: messenger RNA, 2667 nt
Organism: Lampris incognitus (smalleye Pacific opah)
Lineage: Eukaryota; Metazoa; Chordata; Actinopteri; Lampriformes; Lampridae
Gene: fzd8a
Product: frizzled class receptor 8a
Exons: 1
Coding region: 277-2031 (584 amino acids)
Biological process (GO): non-canonical Wnt signaling pathway; canonical Wnt signaling pathway
Cellular component (GO): plasma membrane
Molecular function (GO): Wnt receptor activity; Wnt-protein binding
Source: RefSeq, a predicted model, not a curated record
AUAAGGUGCAUUUCGCUCUCCUCUCCUCAGCCAUCUUGACUGGUCGCCCGGAGCCUCUCUCUUCGCCCGUCCGCCGAAAGUAAACCGCGGCUCGCGAAUCGCCCGCAACUCCGUGCCAGAUAAGUAGAGCGAGAUGGGCUCGCGCCGCCAGAUGUGAUCGGAGCGGGCUCGAGGGAGAGGAGUAGAAAACACGAGCGGGAUUAUAGUAACGCUGCCGUGUCACCGGAGCGCGAGAGGGAUACGACGCAAAAAAAAAAAAAAAAGAAAAAAAAAAGGAUGGAGUACGACCUGUUGGGGAUUUACCUGCUGCUCUCUCUCGCCACGCUGCCCAGGUCCAGCGGCACCGCGGCGAAGGAGAUCACCUGCCAGGAGAUCGCCGUGCCUCUCUGCAAGGGCAUCGGCUACAACUACACCUACAUGCCCAACCAGUUCAACCACGACACGCAGGACGAAGCCGGCUUGGAGGUGCACCAGUUCUGGCCUCUGGUGGAGAUCCAGUGUUCCCCCGACCUGAAGUUUUUCCUGUGCAGCAUGUACACCCCCAUCUGCCUGGAGGAGUACAAGAAACCGCUGCCGCCCUGCCGGAGCGUGUGCGAGAGAGCCCGGGCGGGCUGCGCUCCUCUCAUGAGGCAGUACGGCUUCCCGUGGCCGGACAGGAUGAAGUGCGACCUGCUGCCGGCUCAGGGCAACCCGGACAUAUUGUGCAUGGACUACAACAGGACCGACUCCACCACGGCGUCGCCGGUUCUCUCCAAGCCCACCAACCUGCCCGGCAAAGCUCACAACCCGCACAAGAGCAAGCCGGGACACGGUCGCCCCGGCGUCCCCGGCAAGCACAAGCCGCCCGCGUCCCCCUGCGAGCCGGGCUGCAAGUGCGUCGCGCCCAUGGUGCCGGUCAACGCGGACCGCCACCCGCUUUACAACCGGGUCAAGACGGGGCAGAUCAGCAACUGCGCGAUGCCGUGUCACAACCCGUACUUCACGCAGGACGAGAGGACGUUCACCGCCUUCUGGAUCGGGCUCUGGUCCGUGUUGUGCUUCGUGUCCACGUUCGCGACCGUGGCCACGUUCCUGAUCGACAUGGAGCGGUUCAAGUACCCCGAGCGGCCCAUCAUCUUCCUGUCCGCCUGUUACAUGUUCGUGUCCGUCGGGUACAUCGUGCGGCUCAUCGCCGGCCACGAGAAGGUGGCUUGUAACCGGGAGUACGACGUGGAGCACAUCCACUACGAGACCACCGGGCCCGCGCUGUGCACGGUGGUCUUCCUCCUCAUUUACUUUUUCGGGAUGGCCAGCUCGAUCUGGUGGGUUAUCCUGUCCCUGACCUGGUUUCUGGCCGCCGGCAUGAAAUGGGGCAACGAGGCCAUCGCCAGUUACUCGCAGUACUUUCACCUGGCCGCUUGGCUGAUACCCAGCAUGAAGUCCAUCGCCGUCCUCGCCCUGAGCUCCGUGGACGGCGACUCGGUGGCGGGCAUCUGCUACGUGGGCAACCAGAACCUGGACAACCUGCGGGGAUUCGUCCUGGCCCCGCUGGUGAUUUACUUAUUCAUAGGCACCAUGUUCCUCCUGGCGGGAUUUGUGUCCCUGUUCCGCAUCCGCAGCGUCAUCAAACAAGGGGGCACCAAGACGGACAAGCUGGAGAAGCUGAUGAUCCGGAUAGGCAUCUUCACCGUGCUGUACACCGUGCCGGCCACCAUCAUAGUGGCCUGCUACUUUUACGAGCAGCACAACAGGCAGAGUUGGGAGAUGACGCACAACUGCGACUGCUUGCUGGAGCAGGACCGCCGGCGUCCGGACUACGCCGUGUUCAUGCUGAAGUACUUCAUGUGCCUGUUGGUGGGCAUCACGUCCGGCGUGUGGAUCUGGUCGGGCAAAACUCUGGAGUCGUGGAGGACUCUGUGCACGCGCUGCUGCUGGGGCAGCAAAGGGACGAGCGGCUCCAUGUACAGCGACGUGAGCACCGGGCUGACGUGGAGGUCGGGCACGGCCAGCUCCGUGUCCUGCCCCAAGCAGAUGCCAUUGUCCCAGGUUUGAAAAGCAGCUUAGGAGGACCGCUAAUUGUUUGGCCAGAUAACCCCAUCAGUCCCUACUUCUUAUACGUUAGCAUAACAAGGAAUUGUUGAUGCCCCCCCCCCCAGCCCGCCCGCCCGCCUCCUCUCGUUUUAUACCUUUUUUAAACGGAGUGCUGUUGGAAAACUGGUUGAAACCACGUACCUGGGUACUUACACACGUGUUGAUUCCGCGCCUCCCUGUUUUGUAUGGAUCAGGAGAUGCAGACUGAGGCUUUUUAUACACCGAGUGGGCAUUUCCUGCAGGCAAAGAAACGAUUCUCUCCCUAAUUUGCCUCCCGAUAAGAACAUUUGGGCUCCUUUCGUCAUAGCUCCACGCAGAGUACAGAUUACACAUUACACAUUACAGAUUACAUUUGCAUAUUUCAAUCACGGACGGUUUAAAUUAAGCCUUAAUAGUGCCCUGAUAAUUUAUGGGCCGUCUUUUUUUUUUUUGUAAUUUCUAAUGUAUUUAUAUUAUGUUUAUGUAAAUUUGUGUAUAAAAAGAAGACUUUAUAAGAUAUAUUGUAAAUUUGUACAAAGUGUAGAUGUCUUUUUUUUUUUUUGGUGAGAAAACAAAAGUACCUUUAUUUUGACAAUAAAACACUUGAUGAGUCUCGAA